UGUCAAAAGAGAUUCAUUAGCUAUUUGACUAGUAAAAUCAAACUUAUAUAUAAGUUAUCAUGUAUUAGUGUAUGAUAGAUGUCGGUUUACUAUGGCUAUGAACCGCUUACGUUUGUGUAAUCCAGUGUAACAGUCACUAUAUAAGUGAUACAUUGUAUUCAAUUUUCAUCAACGAGAAUAACAGAAAGUCGGUUACAUUUUCGUUGAUGAAUAUUGAUACAAUGUAUCAUUUAUAUAGUGACUGUUACACCUGUUUACACAAACGUAACCGGUUCAUAACCAUAGUAAACCGACAUCUAUCAUACACUAAUAUCAUGUGAUGAUUUUCAUCAUUAUCUUCGUCAUAUUUCAUAUCUACCAAGAAACAAAAGGAACAAAGAAUGAAACAUAUACAGCAUUUACCUCUUCGAUCAAGUCAGCUAACUCCAGAGGACCCAUCGGAUGGUUCGUGCUCUGUUUCAUUCCAUUGUCAAUAUCUUCCUUAGUAGCCACCCUGAGUAAAGAGUGUGGAAAGCUUCAUUGAUCAUGCAUUGGCAUGAGGACCUGGUUCAUUUGCCAGAUUUUCUUCACAGGCUGGGCCUGACCUCUAAUAACCCAACUAGUUUCAAUGGGAAACAUUUCGAACGGCCUAAUAACAUGGACAAGCUCGAAAAAAAAACAUGGACCGAGCUUGGUUUUAGUCAUAAGUCAUUAGUAAUGCCAUUCUGAGGACGUGUCGAAACACUACACAUCAAUUAGUAAACGUGUCGUACACUGUCUACGUGUGGUUGGCCCAGCCAUGCACCGUUUCACUGACUUCCGCAAGCUUUGGAUCUUCGCUACGUACUCCAUAAGCAGUUGAGAUAAUGUGGGAAGCAAUAUAUCAAGUAAAAUCAAGUACACCAAAAAAAAAAUAACAAGAAAAGUAACUAUGUCGAUUAGGUUUUCAGUGAAGAGACUAGCAUUAGCAACGGUGACCAUUUCAAAAACUCAUGGCGGAGAUAUCUCCGGUUAUGUCCCCCGACAAGCUACCAUCCGCUUAUUCACUGCUUUUAGGCAAACGGAGCAAAGUUCAACGAACAUUACAAACGACGAUAGGUAUACAACCAGUUACGUGUCAGACAAGGCAAAAGAAGGAGUGAAGAAAGCGACGGAUGCAGCCUUGACCGGAGAUAACAUGAAGGAUGCGAUGGAUGGCGCCUGGAAAGCGGCGAAGGAAACGGGUCAAAACAUCAGCUAAGCAAUAGCGGGGGAUGAUGACCACAACGACAACGACAGGAUUCAAGAGGACAAGGUUGCUGUGGAACUGAAGGAUGUGAGUCAGCCUGUCGACACGACGAAGUAUAGAGGUGUGGAGGAGCUACGUCAGCAAACCGGCGGUGAAGAUAAGUCACCGUGAGAUAAUGUGUUAGGGUGUAUUUUUUCGUUGUUGUUUGUUUCAGUACUGAGGUGUUGCUCGUGGAAGGUUUAUGAAUAAACCGUUGCUAGAUUUGGUUAAACUUUGAUUUUAUUAGUCUAAACGAAAAAUAACAAUCGUUUUGAAGUUUGAGCAAAUUCUUUUGUACAUAUCUUCAAAAAUCGCUUAUAAUAUAUACAAACGUAAACACAUAA
Brassica napus (rape) is the source of this 1590-nucleotide messenger RNA. RefSeq lists its product as uncharacterized. The record is from RefSeq and is a predicted model, not a curated record. NCBI's taxonomy places the organism in Eukaryota, Viridiplantae, Streptophyta, Magnoliopsida, Brassicales, Brassicaceae.